UUCUUUCUUUUUUAAAGCCCAGAGCUCCUGAACGUGCGGCCCUCUGGAUGAACCCACAGCGAUCCGAUCCGUGUGUUUCGCCACUUCCUGCUCCUGCAUUCUUCUGUCCUGGUAACCGGAAUGUUCUGUCUGUUCAGGCUCAAAACAUUCAGUGGAACCAGAACCAAAGCUAAGCGUCCCUCAGGAUGUGUCAAGAUCAAUCUGGGGGAACUGAGCGGCUGAUUUACUGUCUCUCUGACUCAGCGGGUGCUUCUUUUUGAGUCUAGUUUUAAAAACUCCUGGCAACAACCUGAAAUCCAGAACCUUCUCUGAUCAGGGAUGGGGACAUUUUGAAGCUUUUAUUCAACACAUUGAUGUCUCCAGCUUUGCAAAGAGCCAAAAUGCCAAAAGCUAGAAUCCCAGAGCCCUGCCCACACUUCUGUGAGACCCUGAUCAUUGUCUAACAAAUUCAGCAUGUGUCCACUGGGCUGUACCAUCUGCUAGGCAAGGUUCCAGAAUGGCCAGACAUGUCGGGAUUCAUCUGUUUUAGGAAAAACCUAUAACUACCAGCUGGGAGUCGAUUUGGUUUUUCUUUCUUUCUUUUUUGGUUCUGGGGUUGAAGCCAGGGGUGCUUAACCACUGAGCCACACUCCCAGCCCUUUUUAUUUAUUUUUUUUUAUUUUGAGACAGGAUCUCACUCAGUUGUAUAGGGCCUCACUAAGUUACUGAGGUUGGCUGUGAACUUGCGAUCCUCCUUCCUCAGCCUCCCAAGCUGCUGGGAUUACAGGGGUGCACCCCUGCACCUGGCCUUGGUGUUCUAGCCAAGUCUGCAGGUCCUUUCAAGGUGGUCUGUUCUGAUGGAUGGCCCCUACCAGCAUGAAGCCAAAAGAUGACCUUACUCUGUAGGCCAGGCGACUGGGAAAGAAGGAGCCUUGUGUGUGGAAGUCUGCAAGGAGAGCGAGCCACCUAGCAUGGCCCCGCCCAACCAGUCAGUAGAAGGCUUUCCCCAGGAGGCCUCCAACAGAUCCCUGAACACUACGGAAACCUCGGAGGCCUGGGAUCCAGGGAUCCUCCAGGUGCUCAAGAUCUCCCUGGCCGUGGUCCUUUCCAUCAUCACGCUGGCCACCCUGCUGUCCAACGCCUUUGUACUGGCCACCAUCCUGCACACCAGAAAGCUGCACACCCCGGCCAACUAUCUCAUUGGCUCCCUGGCCACCACCGACCUCCUGGUUUCCAUCUUGGUCAUGCCCAUCAGCAUCGCCUAUACCAUUACCCGCACUUGGAACUUUGGCCAAAUCCUGUGUGACAUCUGGGUGUCUUCUGACAUCACGUGCUGCACCGCCUCCAUCCUGCACCUCUGCGUUAUCGCUCUGGACCGGUACUGGGCCAUCACCGACGCCCUGGAGUACAGUAAGCGCCGGACGGCUGGCCACGCGGCUGCGAUGAUCGCCGUGGUCUGGGUCAUCUCCAUCUGCAUCUCCAUCCCACCCCUCUUCUGGCGGCAGGCCAAGGCUCAGGAGGAGAUGUCCGACUGCCUGGUGAACACGUCUCAGAUCUCCUACACCAUCUACUCCACCUGCGGGGCCUUCUACAUCCCGUCCGUCUUGCUCAUCAUCCUCUACGGCCGCAUCUACCUGGCCGCCCGGAGCCGCAUCCUGAACCCGCCCUCGCUCCACGGCAAGCGCUUCACCACGGCGCAGCUCAUCGCGGGCUCCGCGGGCUCCUCGCUCUGCUCGCUCAACCCCAGUCUCCACGAGGGCCACUCGCACGCGGCCGGCUCCCCGCUCUUCUUCAACCACGUGAAGGUCAGGCUCGCCGACAGCGUCCUGGAGCGCAAGAGGAUUUCUGCUGCUCGGGAGAGGAAAGCCACCAAGACGCUGGGGAUCAUUCUGGGGGCCUUCAUCGUCUGCUGGCUGCCCUUCUUCGUGGCCUCCUUGGUCCUCCCCAUCUGCCGGGACGCCUGCUGGCUCCACCCGGCCCUCUUUGACUUCUUCACCUGGCUGGGCUAUUUAAACUCGCUCAUCAACCCCAUCGUCUACACCGUGUUCAAUGAAGACUUCCGCCACGCGUUCCAGAAAGUGGUCCAUGUCCGAAGGGCCUCCGAGUCUCAUUAGGUGGCGACUCUUGUUCAGUCUUUUGGGUCCUGUGACUCCGUUGGGAUUGUCUUUUAAACUUUUCUUUUUUUGUCCCUCCUCCCCUGGGAACUGGGUUGAUUCAUGAUCUCUUGGGUCAAUCAAUAGAAUUAUUCUAUUUCCUGAGUCUUGACUUCUGAGCCACCCAAAGCUGGGCCACUGGGUGAAAGGCGAGAGGACUGAAUGAAGACUUCCCCUGACCUCAUAUUUUCGUGGUUCUUCCCGGGGUUGAAAGACACAUGACCCACCGGAUUCAGGACAAGAGCAAUUACCAUUGAAAGAUAGUGACUGUGUCCAAGACAACAAACAUUGGGGGAGAGCCAGAAGUAUGACAGAAAGCUUAAAUUGCCUAAAUG
Ictidomys tridecemlineatus (thirteen-lined ground squirrel) is the source of this 2467-nucleotide messenger RNA. Lineage: Eukaryota; Metazoa; Chordata; Mammalia; Rodentia; Sciuridae. The record is from RefSeq and is a predicted model, not a curated record.